GGGCCGCUGUUGCUAGCCCCGUCGUCCGCUGCCUUGGCGCUGUUCGCCGGAAGUGACGCGUGGCCGGAAGACGGUCCGUUUCCUGUUGUUUUUUUUUUUAAUCUCCGUUCUGCACCGAACACCGGGGUUCACGUGACACUGGUGACAAGAUGGCGACUCCCGUCACCGCACAGUGCUCCAGUAAAACAUGGGAGCUCAGUCUGUACGAGCUGCACCGCACCCCACAGGAAGCCAUCAUGGACGGUACAGAGAUUGCCGUGUCCCCGCGCAGCCUUCACAGUGAGCUCAUGUGUCCCAUCUGCCUGGACAUGCUGAAGAACACGAUGACCACCAAAGAGUGCCUCCACCGCUUCUGCUCAGACUGCAUCGUCACUGCUCUACGCAGCGGGAACAAGGAAUGUCCCACGUGCAGAAAGAAGCUUGUCUCUAAACGCUCCCUUCGCCCAGAUCCCAACUUCGACGCUUUAAUCUCCAAGAUCUACCCCAGCAGAGACGAGUAUGAGGCCCAUCAGGAUCGCGUCCUGGCAAAGCUGAGCCGGCUGCAUAAUCAACAGGCCCUGAGCAGCAGCAUUGAGGAGGGGCUUAAAAUGCAGGCGAUGAACAGGGCACAGCGGGUCAGAAAACACCAACACGAGUCAGACAACACUACUUUCAGUGGUGGAGAGGACAACUGCGACAGUCGUUCCCAUGUCAGUAAUCCAUCUGUACAUAGCAACCAGGAGGCCGGGCCAAGCCGCAAGAGGUCCCGAGCCUCGGAAGAUUCUGGGGCAGAACCCGAUCUGUCACACGAAGGCGGGGUACGAAGUCCAGACCCACAAGGAACAGGCGAGGCUGGUAGCGAGAUCGAGCUGGUGUUCAGGGCCCAUCCGUUGCUGGUGGAGAAGGACGGUUACAGUCAAACCAGGUUUGUGAAGACCACAGCAAAUGCCACAGUGGACCAUCUCUCCAAGUAUCUGGCCCUUCGGAUCGCUCUGGAGGAACAGGCUCAGAGGGGAGGAACAGAGGCCGUGUCUCUCGGGGAGGUCAGCGAGAAGCAAUACACAAUUUAUAUCUGCGCGGGGGCUGCCGGUGGACAAUACACGACUUUGAAUGGAUCGUUAACCCUGGAGCUCGUCAAUGAGAAGUACUGGAAGGUGAGCAAGCCUCUGGAGUUGUAUUAUGCUCCCACCAAGGAGCAGAAAUAAAAGGGGGCACCUCCCUCGGGGUGUGAGGAGAUAGACUGACUGGAAACCUAGAGACGGUUCUCCUCACACAGUCCCCACCGUAGAGUUAUUCUACAGCCAAACUUAUGUGGUGAGGCACCAAAAA
Messenger RNA from Nanorana parkeri, 1308 nucleotides. RefSeq names its product ring finger protein 1 (gene RING1). The transcript has 7 exons. Gene Ontology annotation, biological process: negative regulation of DNA-templated transcription. Gene Ontology annotation, molecular function: ubiquitin protein ligase activity; chromatin binding. NCBI's taxonomy places the organism in Eukaryota, Metazoa, Chordata, Amphibia, Anura, Dicroglossidae. Gene Ontology annotation, cellular component: PcG protein complex; ubiquitin ligase complex. The coding region runs from base 150 to 1184 and encodes 344 amino acids. The record is from RefSeq and is a predicted model, not a curated record.